This is a messenger RNA of Recurvomyces mirabilis, 1083 nucleotides long. RefSeq lists its product as uncharacterized. The transcript is spliced from 4 exons. Lineage: Eukaryota; Fungi; Ascomycota; Dothideomycetes; Mycosphaerellales; Teratosphaeriaceae. The record is from RefSeq and is a predicted model, not a curated record. Gene Ontology annotation, molecular function: oxidoreductase activity. The coding region runs from base 1 to 1083 and encodes 360 amino acids.
AUGACUGCAUCUGUGACAGAAGCCGCAAAGGCCAAUAGCCAGCUUGAUGCUGAUGCGGGAAAGAUCACUGUCAAGGCCACCGAGGGCAAGGGCACAAUGAAAGCUGGCAGAUGGGACUCGGAGCAGAAGAAGAUGGUGAUCGUGGACGUCGCCAUACCUGAGCCUGGACCCAACCAAUUUCUUGUCAAGAUUGCCUCUGCGUCAUUCAUCGAGUCGAACACAAAGUCAACGCUCGGACACGAGGGUGCAGGCUAUAUCGAAAAGAUCCACCCCUCUGUAGAAGACAAAGGUUUCAAGGUUGGCGACGAGAUCGGCUUCCUCUACAUUAUUGGCUGCUGCUUCAAGUGCGAAGGCUGCCAGAUCCAUAACCUACAUUGUGAGACCGGCAAGCAAUUACUGCAAGGGUUUACUACCGAUGGCUUCUUCGCCGAAUAUGCUGUCGUGGAAGAGCCGAAUUGCAUCAAGCUCCCCGAGAACAUGGAUGUCAAGACUGCCAGUCCAGUGUUUUGCGCUGGCAUCACUGCCUUCCAUGCAGUCGAUAGCUCAGAGCUCAACGAGGGCGACUGGCUUGCGGUGGUAGGAGCGGGUGGUCUAGGGCAACUGGCGACGCAGAUCGGCAAAGCAGCUGGUUACAAAGUCGUCGCUUUGGACAUCAAUGAUGCUACGCUUGAGGUUGCCAAGAAGCUCGGCGCUGAUGCAGUAUUCAAUUCAAGGUCAAACAAGGAAUAUGUGGAAGAGCUGAAGAAGCUCACCAAUGGUGGAGCGAAGGCCGCGUGUGUAUUUAGCAACGCCGAUGCGGCAUACGCAGGUAUUCCGCCAAUACUUCGUCUCGGAGGUGUCAUGAUGGUUAUCGGUCUUCCUCACAACAAUCUCUCAAUCUCGAGCAUGGAUCUCGCUCUCGGAAAGUAUAAGGUGAAGUCAGAGAGCACAAGCAUUCCACAACGAAUGAAGAAGGCAGUCGACUUUCUAGCCAAACACAACAUCCAGCCUGAGGUGCAGCAUCGAAAGCUUGAUGACCUGAAUGAUAUGGUGACAGAGAUGAGAGACGGCCGAGCGACGAAAAGAAUGCUGGUCAAUUUCUGA